This is a messenger RNA of Tremella mesenterica DSM 1558, 981 nucleotides long. RefSeq lists its product as uncharacterized. The record is from RefSeq and is a predicted model, not a curated record. The transcript has a single exon. NCBI's taxonomy places the organism in Eukaryota, Fungi, Basidiomycota, Tremellomycetes, Tremellales, Tremellaceae. The coding region runs from base 1 to 981 and encodes 326 amino acids.
AUGAAUUUACAGCCUUCAGAGGCAACAGUUAUUGCAAACUGUUUAGGACAUGGUACAGAGACCAUACCUAACUUAAACGGAACGCGCCUUGGUGUAGCUUUCCCCUCAAACAUGUGGGAUUCAACCGUCCUAGGUCAGUAUCCUGAAGCGUUGAGACCUUUGGGACAGGCAAUACGGAGGGAGACUGAGCUCAUUAAAUCUGCCCUUCAGAGGCAUGCUUCUCUGGUACAAAAUUAUGGUCUACCAACAUAUACUACAGUGAUAUCUAUUCUGCAACAUACAUAUGUCAGAGCCCUGCUAUUUAACCUCAAUGGUAUUUGUGAAUCAUGUCACAAGUCUAUAGUUGACCUGGACAAUCUAUCUGAAAAAGGAGAGCAAGCACUAGAAAGUCUAGCAGCUGUGCUGUUGAGUGGUACUAUGGACUAUGACCGCAGACAAGCAAUGGACCGACUGAGAAACGGUUUGAAGGCGGUCUCGGCAUUGACAUCACAGCUCGAAGUUCAGGUAUUAGCCAGCAUGGAGGAGACAAAUGCUGCAACAUAUGGACUUCAAAAAAACGACCAGUAUCUUCAAACGGUGAUAAGUAACUUAGUGCGGCCCCUGUUGGGAACGAUAACCAUCAUGGCGGCUCCCCCACCUUCCCACAUCAUGUAUGAUCCUGAUCCUAAUUCACCGAGGCAUAGUCGCGAGUUCAUUGCGGCUGAUAGAAAAGCGCAAAUAGCACGAGCAGAUUUUUGUGACACCUUCGAAUCGGCAGUAUGGAGAUCUGAGGAGUCCUCGGCAACCAAGCCUCCUACUGAAGCGGAAGAAGUGACGUUGGGAGCAGCAAGGACGCUACUGGUAGCCGCAAUUGAAGGGGCCAGAUUUUUCACCUCUGGCUCAAGCAGUAUACCCAUGAGGGAAAGACAUGACAAUGAUGAUCAAAUGGAGGUUGAUGGUACGGAGGAGGAGGAUGAGCCGGCCAAUGAUACGGAGGGAUGA